AUGGCCUCCCCGUGUCGUAUCGUCGUCAUGGCCAGCGGCAGCGGCAGCAACUUCCAGGCGGUGCUCGACGCCGUCGCGUCCGGCCGCAUCCCCAACUCGCAGAUCGUGAGACUCUUUGUGAACCGCAAGACCGCCUUUGCCGUGUCGCGCGCAGAGAAGGCCGGCAUCCCCUCCGAGUACUUCAACAUGGUGUCCGGCGGGUUCCAGGCGAAGGGGGAGAAGGACGCGGAGAAGCUCGCUGCGGCCAGGUCACGCUACGACGCCGCGCUGGCGGACAAGGUGAUUCAGCAAAGCCCGGACCUGAUCGUCCUGGCCGGCUGGAUGCACGUCUUCACGCCUUCGUUCUUGGUCCCCUUGGCGGAGAAGGGUGUCCCCAUAAUCAACCUUCAUCCUGCCCUACCAGGACAGUUCGAUGGAGCCGGCGCGAUCGAGCGAGCAUACCAAGAGUUCCAGGCGGGCAAACUGGAGAACAACCGCACCGGCAUCAUGAUCCACUACGUGAUCGCCAAGGUCGACAGGGGCCAGCCCAUCAUGACCAGGGAGAUCGAGUGCCGGGAAGGAGAGAAGCUGGAGGAGCUCGAGCAGAGGAUACACUCCCACGAGCACGAGCUGAUCGUGGAGGCCACCGCCAAAGUGGUCGGCGAGUUGCUGGCGAAGAGGGACAGUGCAUGA
This is a messenger RNA of Diaporthe citri, 672 nucleotides long. RefSeq lists its product as uncharacterized. Gene Ontology annotation, cellular component: cytoplasm. The transcript is spliced from 2 exons. Gene Ontology annotation, molecular function: phosphoribosylglycinamide formyltransferase activity. Gene Ontology annotation, biological process: 'de novo' IMP biosynthetic process. Bases 1 to 672 code for a protein of 223 amino acids. The record is from RefSeq and is a predicted model, not a curated record. Lineage: Eukaryota; Fungi; Ascomycota; Sordariomycetes; Diaporthales; Diaporthaceae.